AAUGUAUCAGAAUACUUUCCAUCCUGCAAUUAUCUGCAUAUUCUGUUUAAUUGACACAUAUUUAACGGUGAAAGAAUUUCACUGUUUCAACAAACACAACAAAUUAAACAAACAUUCAGCAUUAGUAAUAUGCUCCUUCAUUCAAGAUCAGUGACACGCCUGUAGCUGGCAGAUUGACAUCAUUAUCCUGAGCUCAUCGGCUACAGUUGAAGUUAAUGUACCAAACCAAAUACAAUGAUUUAAAGUGAAGUGCACACAUGCACCAUGGUUUAUCAAAGGGAAAAACGUCCGAAAUAACAAGUUGCAUAAAAUUAAAAGUUGUUAAAAUGGUGAACGGGAAUUACGUGUUAUAUGGAGACCGACCCUCGUCGGAGUCCGAGAUCGUAGAUGACCAUGUGCAUUCACGAUCGAACGACCGCAAGAACAAACGCAAAGUGAAUAGGACCGCGAACGAACUUCAACACUCGCUAAAUCUCGCUCAACUAGACAACGAGACGGACUCCGUCAAAUAUGAAAAGAAAAUCAAAGAGCCGAGGUUGUUGCGUUACGUACCUACAACUGACGUAGAAGAAAAUUAUGUUACGGAGAAAUUUGAAACAUACGAUUUAAAGCCGACGGAGGAGCGACCGCGGCGUUACGCAUUUACGAAGAAACCUAAGAACCCGGCUGACGGGUCGGUGAAUUACGCUUACUCGCGGUCGAGCAGCAGCUGUAGCUCCCCGAACGGCAACCUGCCCACCAUCUCCGAGCACGGCGAGCAGUACGGCACGUACCGCGCGCACGCCAUGCCCAGCCCCGCCGUCAACGACCUCAUCGCCGGCUACGAUACCAAGCUGGACAAAUACUUCUCCAAACCAAGAGAUGUCAAGCCUUUUACUACUAAGGUAGGCUACAUAGGCUCGCACCCGGACAGCCUGUACCGUGUCGCCGCGGACAGCAGCGCAGGCGCAGGCAAGGUGACGCGCGUGCUCCGCGUGCUGCGGUGGCCCGUGGCCCUCGUCGCUGUGUGCGUCGCUCUCGCCGUCUUCGUGUACUUCCUUAUGCCUGACAACUUGGAGUCGAGGUCGGAGAACGACAACGCAACGUACUGGGAGCCGGUCGUAGCCGCCGGACACCGGCCGUACUCCGCCGGACACGGCCGCGACCACUACAAUAAGAAACCGGAAAGCGAUCACGAACAUGGUUCGAAAACAUCGGAAAUAGAUUUCUACGCCGGCGAAAACAAUAAAAACUACGAUUUAACCUCUGUUGUUGAUACGACAACAGAAGUAAAUCCCAAAAGAAAACUGCCCAUACCUCCAGUCUUCCCAACCCAUCUCACACCCGAAGUCCAGUAUGGUAAUGAAAAAGCGGACGCAGACAAAUUAAGAACACCUAAGGUUUUAGAAGACGUUGUAACAAACGACUCUACUCUAAAACCACAUAUAACGCAAAAACCUGAAAAACCGUUAGCGGUUUUCUUCAAAGAUGCACAAGGAACAACAACCACUGCGGCAACCGAAGCCAUAACGAGAGCAGAGACAGUAAAUAAUUUGAAUACUUACGAGAAACAAAAACCAACCGUCAAGAAAGUAGAGGAUGCCACAGUGAAAACGCAUCCAUCCGCUUACAAGGAUUUUAAUCCGAAGGUGUACAAAACGCACUCAACGCCCGAACGUCACGAACCUGCCGCGCACAAUUUCGGAGGAGUCGGAGUUCCAAUGGAAAUAAAGGAAUAUUACGGCCGCCGCCCCGCGACCUUAGAUCUCAACUUUACAUCAGGUCAUUCAAAAUUUUUCGGUGUUUCUAUAGAGGAUGCAGAAAAAAUUAAAUCGACAACUCAAAGUUCUCUAUAUAACACUAGAGUUUCCCCCACUCUUCCGACAUGGCGCGAUCGUGAUGACGCGACAACAAAAAAAUAUCCAACUAAUACCUACUCCGAGGUGCAAUGUCGUUCCACUCACAUGGCUCUUUGUCGUGGUGUGCUUCCGUACGACUUAGCCGGCGUGUCUGCGAAGGUUGGGGAGGUGGAGAUCACGUCUCUGCUCUCUCAGAUCGACUACCUGGUAGCAAGUAACUGCAGUGACCGCGUAAGGCAUUUUGCCUGCGCUCUACUAGAGCCUGAGUGCAACCCUCCACCUUACCCCGCAAAGAUGCCUUGUUACAGUCUUUGCAAAGCCAUCGUUGACAGCUGUGACGGUCACAUUCCUAGCGAACUAAUGCCAGCCUUUAAUUGCAAGCAAUAUUCGCGAACGAAUUGCGUUUCUGCCAAGACUCCUUGCUAUUCUCGGGAAUUCGAGUGCAGCGACAAUUCGUGUGUGCCGAGAGACUGGAUGUGCGAUGGCACUAAGGAUUGCCCCGCCGGAGAGGACGAAGCUUCAUGCGUGCGUUGUGAUCAAUCAGAAUACCGUUGCAGCACAGGGGGGUGUAUCUUGAAGCGGUGGCUGUGUGACGGAUACGCGGACUGCCCUGGGGGCGAGGACGAGCACGAGUCAACGUGUGGUGCGCGCCACGUGAACAUCCCAAGCGAGCCGCGACUGCACAGCGCCGCAGACACGCACAGCUUGGAUGCUGCGGUAGACACGCACGAGCCCGGCGAGGAGUCGGCAGGGUCCGCGCCCGCACCGGCCGUGCGACGCCCCAACAGGGUGCCCGUUGGACGCAAGGGUCAUUAUCGAGCUGGAGAGAAUGACAGCAGCAAGGAACUUUUGAUAACGAGCGACAGCAACAACGGUUUCAAAAGGAAUUAUACGCGCCGCCCUCUGCCAUCUAGGUUGUCGCAUUACUACCGCCCUCAAUCAUCACGUGUUACUGAUGCCGAUGAAGCACCUGACAAUGCCAGUAUGAAAAGGUCUGAUACAAGGAAAUCAGAAGGAGAAAAGACAACCCCAAAAAAUAUCCUAGAAAACGAAUCAAUUGAAGACGUCAAUAUGGGAGACCUUGGCUUUUUUGAAGAGUUUGAAAAGGACACCAAGGAGUCCACUUCUCCAGCUCACCGCGUCAAACCUAAAAUCGGUGGAGUGCCAACACCUAGACCUCCUCCGAUGGCACCAUUGCCAGCCACACAAACCACUCGCCUUGACAAGACGGCCAACAAAUUAGAUAGAGUCAUUGACGGCGCUGCGUUAUUGCGGAAAGCGGUAGCCGCGCAGGCAGCUGACACUAUAGAUGAGAUGGCCGAAAUGAACUCGACAGACAUCGAUAAGGAUGAUAUGGCACCCGGUGCAGACAGUCCUACUGAAAACAACAAAACCGGCGGAACUAGUUUGAUGACCACCGGCCGAACUACUAAUAAGGAUGACGCGAACAGGCCUAACAAGAAAGGUCCUGGUAGAGUUAAAUCUGAUGGGGAUCGCAAUUGGGCGGCGGCUCACACGUCGCCGUGCCCGAGCGGCGAGCUGCGCUGCGUGGACGGGCGCUGCAUCACGCUGGCGCAGCUCUGUGACGGUACCAUCGACUGCUCCGACCACGCAGACGAGGACAACUGCUAUACGUGAUCAAUGUAACAUCACACCGGUAAGUAACGUACCUAGUGCCUGCUAAUGUUGAUAACUCGAGUGAUAAAGAAACGAGACUGACCAGUGUCAAUGACUGCAAGAAUCUACGAGUGAUUAUAUUGUUAUAAUAUUCUUGGCGUGAAAUUGUGUGUUGUAGAUGUGUAUCUAUUUAGAUUUAAGAAGUGUAACUUACGUUUACCCAGUAAUAGUAAGUUUAAGCAAACAAAUUCGAAACUUAGCGCUGAAUCUCAUAUUACAGAUGUAAUUUUAGUUUGAAAUUGGUAUAAAACUGGCCCUUAAUUAACAGCAUAAUAGUAUAAUAAUAUGCCUUACACAUGAUAGAAGAAUUUGGACUCAGAAACCAGUGUGAAGAUGUUUUUAAGUUAUGUUAUAGUAUACGCUGUGAUAAAGCAAUGCAUGAUAAGAAGAAAGCUUUCCUUUUCCACGGCUAAAUAGUGUAUACAAACAGUUGCCGUCCAUUUUAGGCUGUCAGAUGUACCUGUAAAUCGGAUAAAGUAUUUAGAAUAAUGUUUAUAUGAAAACAAAUGACAAAUGAAAGUUCUUGCCCCGAAAACAGUCCAGUAGCUACUAGUAGCUAGGUUAUAGGACAUGGAUAGGUGAUAUGAGUAAUGUUACGUACACUCGUAUAUGUAUAACUCUAAAUAUAUUUGUAAUCACAUGUCGAAAUUAUGUCAAUUUAUUAGGUUAAAUUAUACUAUGAAUCUCAAAAAUGUUACUUUAAUAAUGUACUAAUGUUUAGAUGUUAAGUUAAUUAAGGUAAAUAUAUUUCCAUAAAUAUGAAUGGACGAACGAUGCUGUGUGUCGGCAAACGUAGUAAGGCUCUGUACCCAAGUAGAGCGAUGAUAUUCGUAAAGCAGGGAUUGGAGAAGAAGAGCUGGAGAUCGAUUUCAGUGGCGUGCAACAGGAGUGGAGUGGCCUAUGUCCAGAAAUGGGCUGAUGAUGAUGAUAAGGAAGAACGAAGUUCAAUCUGGUCUCUGGUUAUUAACCAGAGCCCGUACAACCUGUCAAGGUAAAAUUAUUGCAGUUACGGAAAUUCGACAGCGCGCCACAAGACAUUGAGUGACGUCUGUCUUCAAUAACUAUAAUGAUAUUUCUUUAAGUUUCUAGUGUUGCCCUUAAAAAAAGUUUAACCAAUAAUACUCAUUGCUCUACAAUUUAAAAAGGUAUAUAAAUAUAUAAUCUCAAUGUUUUGUCUUAAAUGUUUUGAAGGUUGUUUUCUUAACCAUAGUACUAAACAUUAAUAUUCUGUAAAUAUAUUAAUUAAUCACUUAAAUUUAAUACUCGAUGUAUAUUCUCAUGUUAUUCUAAAUUAUAAUAUUCUUAACAAGUAAGCAUGGAUGUAAUACUGAUACGCAUUUGUAAAUAGAAUUAACCAUGAUUUAUUUAUAGCGAUAAGUAUUUAUCUAGGUAAUGUAACCAUUAGUUUUUAGUUUAGUUGCCUUUUAUAUUUGUUGAUUAAAGGUCUGUCUUUGAUAAUCUCCCGUUAAAUCUUUGUAUUAAAUGAAUAUUUGGGUUAUACACAAAGCUGCCUUUGGUAACGCAGAACAGCGCGUGUACAAGAGCACUCCACAACAACCCUAUUUUUUUUUAUUUUAAAAUUGACCCAAUGCCGCUAUUAAUAAUGGCCGAUGAAUAAAUUAAUGGAAAUUGUAUUACCUAAACUGACACUAUUCGUAUUCACCUAAGCAUUUUGGCAAAACAAUAAUUGGAUGUUCAGUACGGAGAAGAACGCUCACGGUCAAUACAAUGAAUUUCCCCAUUAUUGUGUUGCAAAAUGCUUUAGAGAAUAAGAAAAUUGUAAUUUUAAGCCAAAUUUCAUUCAUUCAUUGGCCAUUGAAUACAGCAGAAUUGGGGCCUGGAUGUAUACAUCAAGAGAUCAUAGUAAACAUAAUUUUGUUUUAAAGUGAAUUUAUUGUUAAAUAAAGCUUCGAUUACACAUAAGAAAUCUGUACAAGUUUAAGCUUUCAGACUAUAUAAAUAGUCAGGGAGCGUAUUUAUCAACAAACAAAAACUCUCGAUAUCGAAUUUAUACUUAUUUCAAGUUAUAUUUAGACUUAAUGAAAACGGAUUGCAUUAUCACAAUCAACUAUGUUGUUUAUACAUAUUGUAACGAAUUAUUAGUAAAAUUAAAUAUUUUUUAGUAGAAAACGUGUACUCAUAUAUCAUUUGGUGUUUAUGUACAAAUAGAUAUCUACGUUUUUAAUGGAAACUUCAGAAAAAAUUGCAAGAUUUUAACACGUUUUUUUUUAUGUACCAAAACUCAAAAGUAGCACUUUAUACAUUUAAGUGAAUAACGAUUACUAUUCAAAAAUAGCCUACAGCUUUACCAACCAUCAUAUGAGUAAUUAUUUAAUAGUAAAGGUAAAACAGAAUUUUAUAAUAAAAAAUGCUAAUAACACUAAUGUUUUUACGAUUUCAUUUUGAGUCGAAAUUACAAAUAUAUUUUUGACCACAUAAAUAGAGAGGCAAUGAAAUUAAAUUCGAGAUUCAAAAACGUCAGAACAAAACUACAGUGAUCAUGUUAUCAAUGUCAUCUGUCAAAUAAAAAAAAAACAGAACUUAGCAUUUAUGACUAACAGAAGCGAAAUUUACUGCGAAAGUUAUUCAUCAUUAAAAUCGUUAUGGAAUUUAAAUGUAUUUAUUAAAUAGCCAUAAUAAAAUUCGAAAAUGCACUAAAAGAAUUAAGUGCACAUUAGUACGACAUAUAAACCUGUAUUAUAAGAAAUUACUACAUGAUAAGCAAAUAAACUUUUACAUUAAUUUACUGACAAUAUUUAGAAAUAAGUUUCCGUCCUUAACUUAACAUAGGUUUAGUUAAUCGUUUCGUUUUAUCCAAAGUAAUGUCAUAAUAAAUCUGAUUGCCCAAUUUAUAAAUUUUAAUAAAGGGUGUAUCAUAGUUCAGUAGGUAUUAAAAUAAAAUUGUAAAAUUAAUU
Messenger RNA from Trichoplusia ni (cabbage looper), 6430 nucleotides. RefSeq lists its product as uncharacterized. The coding region runs from base 258 to 3476 and encodes 1072 amino acids. The transcript has 9 exons. The record is from RefSeq and is a predicted model, not a curated record. Gene Ontology annotation, molecular function: protein binding. Gene Ontology annotation, cellular component: plasma membrane. Lineage: Eukaryota; Metazoa; Arthropoda; Insecta; Lepidoptera; Noctuidae.